AUGGAUUGGAACCUUUCCCAAUUCAACCCUGAACUCGUCAACUCCAUCUGCCAAAGGAACGAGCCACUUCAACACAUUCGGAUAGCCACACUGCCCUCGAAAGAAAUCGGAAUCAUCAUUGGAUGCGAUUUCGCCGAGCUCGUGACACCUUCAGAAGUAAUCCAUUCAAAACAAAAUGUGCCCAUUGGAUGGAAAACGCCACUUGGAUGGUCUCUCUGUGGACGAGACAAUGCAGCGACACCCAACGACAUCAACACAAUCAUUUUCACGACAGACGAUACACUGUUUUGCCACGUAGCUGAAUGGAUGAAAAUGUACGCCGAAGGGAUUUCAACUGACCAACGCAGCCUCUCAACAGACGACAAGGAAGCUCUCCGCAUCUUGGAAUCUUCAACAACCCGCUUGCCCAAUGGACACUACGAAGUUGGAAUGCUUUGGAAACGUGGACAACAACUGCCAAACAAUAGAUGGCUUGCCAAGAAGCAGCUCGACAGCCUUCUCCAACGACUAAAGAGAAACACCGAGAUGGCACAGAAAUAUCAGGAGACCAUCGACACCGACUUGCAGAAAGGUUUCAUAGUCAAAGUUGAUGAUUCCGAUGAAGACUCAACAGGAAAAUGGUACCUUCCUCAUCAUCCAGUGACAAACAUCAAUAAACCUGGCAAGGUACGCCGAGUCCUUAAUGCAUCGAGCAUCUACAAAGGAGUAUCACUCAACAGCAACCUACUAACUGGACCAGACCUCCUCACAAACCUUACUGGAAUCGUUAUGCGAUUUCGCGAGGACCAAAUCGCUAUUUCUGCCGACAUUGAAGCAAUGUUCAUGCAGGUUUUCGUCAGCCCAGAGGACCAGCCGUAUUUGCGAUUUCUGUGGAAGGACAACACGGGCCAACCCGCAACCUUCCAAUACACCCGCCACAUCUUCGGAGCUACCGACUCACCAUGUGUUGCCUGCUACGCCACUCGACAAUGUGCGAAGGACAAUGCCGACAAAUAUCCAGCCUUGGAGCAAAUCACAAAACGCAACAUGUACAUGGACGACCUAUACAAAGCCGUUUCAACACCGACGGAAGCGACACAGUUAAUGAACGACCUUCAAAAGAUGUUCAGCCUUGGAGGUUUCAACCUCAGAAAAUGGACCUCAAACUUUCAACAAUUCCUCACAACAGUUAACGAGAACCACUUGGAAAACAGCGACAGCCUCACCAAGAAGGAACGACCCCUCGAAAGAGUUCUUGGAGUGAAAUGGAAACCAGACACGGACGUCUUUCUUGUGGAAGCAAAGAAGUUUCACGCCAUUGACAAGAAGGACUUAACGCAGCGCAAACUAUUGAAGUUUGCUUCUUCAAUCUUUGACCCGCUUGGAAUUACGAUGCCACUGACAAUUCGACUACGACAAUCACUUCAACUUGCCUGGAGUAAUGGACCUCAAUGGGACAAACCUCUAAACAUGGAGCAUUUAACAGACCUCAACGAUUGGAUAGACAAGCGAAGCCAAUUCAACGACAUCUGCCUGCCCCGGACUUACUUCAAACCAGAAACGAAGAUACUGGAAACCCAAAUCCAUGUAUUCAGCGACGCCUCCGAACUUGCCUUAGCAUCAGUUGCUUACCUCAGAAUCAGAUACGACGACGACACAACGGAACUCAAGUUCGUCAUUGGAAAAGCCCGAGUAGCACCCAUCAGCAGAAUGACAAUUCCAAAUCUCGAGCUUCAAGCCGCCACUAACGGAGCUAAACUGUCUCGUUUCAUCAAAGAACAACAUGACAUACGAAUAGACAGUACGACACUAUGUACAGAUAGUACAACAGUUCUUCAUUGGAUAAACUCGCCGAAUCAACGACACCGGAUCUUCAUUGCCAACCGCCUGAAUUUCAUCAUGGACUCAACAUCUCCACUGGACUGGAGAUACGUGCCCAGCAAAGACAACCCUGCAGACGACGGAACACGUGGUUACAAAGCAUGUGACAUGACUACCGAUUCACGAUGGAUCAAAGGACCAGACUUCUUGUUAUGA
Messenger RNA from Symsagittifera roscoffensis, 2016 nucleotides. RefSeq lists its product as uncharacterized. The coding region runs from base 1 to 2016 and encodes 671 amino acids. NCBI's taxonomy places the organism in Eukaryota, Metazoa, Xenacoelomorpha, Acoela, Convolutidae. The record is from RefSeq and is a predicted model, not a curated record. The transcript has a single exon.